Lactuca virosa is the source of this 930-nucleotide messenger RNA. NCBI's taxonomy places the organism in Eukaryota, Viridiplantae, Streptophyta, Magnoliopsida, Asterales, Asteraceae. The record is from the annotation of a GenBank genome assembly.
AUGAACAUUAUACUCGGAACAGCCAAAGGGUUGACCUAUUUGCACGAAGGACUUGAGCCCAAAGUUGUUCAUCGUGAUAUCAAAUCAAGCAACAUUUUGAUCGAUAGGCAAUGGAACCCAAAAGUUUCGGAUUUCGGCUUGGCCAAGCUUUUAGGCUCAGAAAGUAGUUAUGUCACCACCCGAGUCAUGGGAACAUUUGGGUAUGUUGCUCCUGAGUAUGCAAGUACUGGCAUGUUGAAUGAAAGAAGCGAUGUUUAUAGUUUUGGGAUUCUUAUUAUGGAGAUAAUUAGCGGUAGAAACCCUGUAGACUAUAGCCGACCUCAAGGAGAGGUGAACCUUGUUGAUUGGCUUAAAGCGAUGGUAACAAAUAGAACCGCUGAGGCAGUUUUGGAUCCUAAAAUCCCCGAGAAACCGUCUUCAAGAGCAUUGAAGCGUGUUCUUUUAGUAGCAUUACGCUGCGUUGAUCCAACUGCUCAAAAAAGGCCGAAGAUGGGUCACGUUAUUCACAUGCUUGAGGCCGAUGAUUUUCCUUUUAGAGAUGAACGGAGAGGGUCUCGAGAAACCGCAAGGGAGAGACCGUUUGAGAAACGACAUGUUGAGUCGGGUGAUAGUAGUGGAUAUGAAAGUAGCAUUCAAACAAGCAAAUCGGUAUGGAAAAGGGAAGAACAACUCUAGAAUCUACUCCCUUAAGUUAAGAGUUGACAUUUGUGUAUAAUGUUGUCGAUUCGUGCCAUUCAUGUAAGUUCACACGUUCACGAUUACUCAUUGUAGAGAUUUCAUAGCAUUAGCAUUUGGUUUUGAGUUUUCUGAGUUGUUAUGCUCAUAAUGCGUGUUUGUUUGAUUGAUUGAUUUUGUGUUCUUGGUUUAAUUUGAUCGGUGUUGCGUGCAAAAACAAGAUAAUAGAAAACGAAAAUUAGAUUUUAUUGUGAU